GGAAAGAUGAGUUUCGGCUUUGAAUGUGAUGUUUACGAGCUUAAACUCUCCUUCAAAACUGAGUGGAUGGCAAUCAAGUGGUGGGGACCCUUGUGGAGACUCUUGGGAAGGAAUCCAGUGCUCAGGCUCAUCUGUGACUCAAAUAAAAUUAUCUGGACUUGGACUUACUGGAUCACUGGGUUAUCAGCUGUCAAACUUGAAAUCUGUCACCUACUUUGAUGUGAGCAAGAACAACCUCAAGAAUGAUAUACCAUACCAGCUUCCUCCUAAUGCAGCUACCUUAGAUCUUUCUAAUAAUGGCUUCACUGGCAGUGUGCCCUACUCAAUUUCACAAAUGACUAAACUUCAAAACCUAAAUCUUAAUCAAAAUAAAUUAAAUGGACAGUUGAGUGAUAUGUUUCAGAAACUCUCUAAACUUAAAACACUGGAUCUAUCCCACAACUCGAUCUCAGGGAAUCUGCCUCAGAGUUUUUCUGCACUUUCAAGCCUCAGCACAUUGCAUUUGCAAGACAAUGAAUUCACCGGUACCAUAGAUGUCCUUGCCAGACUUCCCCUUAAAGAUUUGAAUAUUAAAGACAAUGAGUUCACUGGUUGGGUCCCUGAUUCGCUGAAUGGCAUUGAUAAUCUGGAAACGGGCGGGAAUGCGUGGUCAUCUGGUCCGGCUCCUCGUGGUAAAUCUAGUUCAGCCCAUGGCAAGGGAAGUGGGAAAGGUGGCAUGAAUGGACUUGCUAUAGCGUUAAUAGUUUUGGCUUCACUGGUAGUAGUUGGACUCCUCAUUAUACUGCUUUCAAAAAGAAGGUCUUCUCCAUCUUCAAAUUUUCUUGAGGAAGAUAAUGGUAGCUGGCAUAGAGCAUUUACUCCCCUUUCAUCACAUGAACUAUCCAAUGACACUCGUGCUGCCAUAAAGAAAGAGUUUAAAGAAAUUGAACCAAUCAAUUUGUCUGGUUCGAUUGAUAUAAAGAAUCUGCAAAAAGCUCCUUCCGUGGGUUACAAGCCUCCACCUUCUGAUUUUUCUGAGUCUAUAAGUGACAACGAGUUUGCCAUCCGUCUAAAUGCUGGAAGAAACACCUCUGUUCGUUCCAUAGCUUUUUCCUUGACAGAUUUGCAGACUGCUACUGGCAAUUUUGCAUCGGGCCGACUUAUUGGUGAGGGAUCCCUCGGUCCUGUUUACAGGGCUAAAUAUCCUGAUGGGAAGGUUUUAGCUGUCAAAAAGAUUGAUUCAUCACUUUUUCAAGGCGCAAAGCAAGAGUUUUCAGAAAUUGCUACAAGCAUCUCAAAAGUUCACCAUCAGAACAUUGCUGAGCUUGUUGGUUAUUGUUCAGAACAAGGGCACAGCAUGUUGAUAUACGAGUAUUUCAGGAAUGGCUCACUUCAUGAAUUCCUGCAUGUGUCAGAUGACUACAGUAAACCACUAACUUGGAAUACCAGAGUUAGAAUAGCUUUGGGCACGGCACGUGCUGUCGAGUACCUCCAUGAAGUUUGUUCUCCAUCCUUCAUCCAUAAGAACAUCAAGUCAUCUAACAUUUUGCUUGACCUUGAGCUCAAUCCAUGUCUUUGCGACUACGGGCUGGCAAACUUCCAUCAUCGGACAAGCCAAAACCUUGGUGCAGGAUACAAUGCUCCAGAGUGCACUAAGCCGUCAGCUUAUACAAUGAAGAGUGAUGUUUACAGUUUUGGAGUGGUGAUGCUGGAGUUAUUGACUGGUAGGCAGCCUUUUGACAGUUCAAAACCGAAAUCAGAACAAUGUCUGGUUCGAUGGGCCACCCCUCAACUACAUGACAUUGAUGCGUUGGACAAAAUGGUAGACCCUGCAUUGCGCGGGCUAUACCCUCCAAAGUCUGUUUCUCGAUUUGCUGAUAUCAUUUCCCUCUGUGCACAGGUGGAGCCUGAAUUCCGGCCGCCUAUGUCAGAGAUAGUGCAAGCAUUGGUGCGAUUAUUUCAGUGAUCGAGUAUGAACAUAAGAGACGAUAUUGCAGUUUCUAAUCAGAUGGAGGAUUCUGAUUACUAG
Populus trichocarpa (black cottonwood) is the source of this 2008-nucleotide messenger RNA. Its product is annotated as protein STRUBBELIG-RECEPTOR FAMILY 5. The transcript has 16 exons. Gene Ontology annotation, molecular function: ATP binding; protein binding; protein kinase activity. NCBI's taxonomy places the organism in Eukaryota, Viridiplantae, Streptophyta, Magnoliopsida, Malpighiales, Salicaceae. Gene Ontology annotation, biological process: protein phosphorylation. The record is from RefSeq and is a predicted model, not a curated record.